Messenger RNA from Carcharodon carcharias (great white shark), 4927 nucleotides. RefSeq names its product myotubularin related protein 9 (gene mtmr9). Lineage: Eukaryota; Metazoa; Chordata; Chondrichthyes; Lamniformes; Lamnidae. The transcript has 10 exons. Gene Ontology annotation, biological process: negative regulation of autophagy. Bases 79 to 1728 code for a protein of 549 amino acids. The record is from RefSeq and is a predicted model, not a curated record.
GGAGGCGGGGCGCCGGUUACUGUUGUCCGGGUGGGCGCGGCUUCCGGGUGAGGCCGGGUGUGUGGCUCCGGGAGGGGGAUGGAGUUCGCUGAGCUGAUUAAGACUCCCCGGGUUGACGGGGUGAUUCUGUCCCGGCCCUUCCUGCCCCGGGUGGAGGGGACGCUGUGUCUGACCGGCCACCACCUGAUCCUCUCCUCCCGGCAGGACAACAGUGAGGAGCUGUGGCUGCUGCACAGCAACAUCGACACCAUCGACAAGAGGUUUGUGGGAACAUUGGGUACAAUUACGAUUAAAUGUAAAGAUCUGCGCAUCAUUCACCUGGACAUUCCUGGCAUGGAAGAAUGUUUAAACAUCGCCAGUUCUAUUGAGGCCUUAUCUACUCUGGAUUCCUCCACAUUGAUGUAUCCUUUCUUUUAUCGACCUAUGUUUGAGGUCUUGGAAGAUGGAUGGCACUCCUUCCUUCCGGAACAUGAGUUUACUUUGCUUUCUGCAGUGACAGAUGAAUGGAGACUAAGCUACAUUAAUAAAGAUUUCACUGUCUGCCCCUCCUAUCCUCCCAUUGUCAUGGUGCCAAAGUCAAUCGACGAUGAGAUUCUGAAAAAAGUUGCUACAUUUCGUCAAGGUGGUCGCUUCCCUGUCCUCAGCUACUACCACAAAAAGAACGGAAUGGUAAUGAUGCGCAGUGCACAGCCAUUGACUGGAACCAAUGGAAGACGGUGUAAAGAAGAUGAGAAGUUGAUUAAUGCCACUCUGCGGGCAGGGAAACGUGGUUAUAUCAUUGAUACAAGAUCAGCUAAUGCCGCUCAGCAAGCCAGAACCAAAGGAGGUGGUUUUGAACAAGAAGCACAUUAUCCUCAGUGGAGACGAAUUCACAAGUCCAUAGAGAGGUACCACAUUCUUCAGGAAAGCUUAAUUAAACUGGUUGAAGCUUCCAAUGAUCAGUCCCACAACAUGGAUAGAUGGCUCAGCAAAUUGGAAGCUUCUAGCUGGCUGACUCAUGUUAAGGAAAUAUUAACCACUGCUUGCCUGGCUGCACAGUGUAUAGACAGGGAAGGUGCGUCUGUGCUGGUUCAUGGCAGUGAAGGGAUUGACUCCACUUUACAAGUCACUUCUCUCGCCCAACUUAUUCUAGAUCCACAGUCCAGAACAAUUAAUGGUUUUGAGGCCUUGAUCGAGCGUGAAUGGCUACAGGCUGGUCAUCCAUUCCAGCAGCGAUGUGCUCAGUCAGCUUAUUCCAAUUCGAAACAGAAGAACGAAGCUCCUACAUUCCUCCUGUUUCUGGAUUGCUGCUGGCAGAUCCAGCGCCAAUUCUCAUGCUCUUUUGAAUUUAAUGAACAGUUUCUAAUCGUGCUGUUUGAACAUGCUUAUGCCUCCCAGUUUGGAACCUUCUUGGGCAACAAUGAAAAUGAAAGGCGAAAACUAAAGCUUCAACAGAAAACAGUAUCUCUAUGGUCAUGGAUAAAUAGACCAAAAGAACUGGAGAAGUACUUUAACCCCCUCUAUGAAGCCAACAGCCUAGUUAUCUGGCCUUCAGUGGCACCACAAAGUUUGCAGCUGUGGGAAGGGGUGUUUCUCCGAUGGAACCGUUCCUCAAAAUACUUGGAUGAUGCCUGGGAUGAAAUAAUUCACAUCAUUGAAUCCAAUAAAGAUCUACAGGCAAAAGUAAAUGCACUUCGACGCCAACUAACUGAGCUACAAACGGGAGAUGGCGAACUGAAAAGCCCUUGAAUGUACUUGGCAAAUUUUUAAUCCAUUACAUUUAAUAUAUUUAGAAGUAACAAUUUGUAUAUGAUAUGUGCAUGUCUUUAAUCCCUGACUAUACAGGCGCACAGAGUUCUCUGCAGUGAGAAACUUUAGUUGAAUUCUAGCUAUUAGCAGCAUGACGAUAAUACAAAUGGAUCCCUAAACGGUUUUUGUGGACGGGUGUUUCAGUAUGGUUUUAAAAUAAAAUUGGCUGCGCAGAUUGAGGAGCUGACCACCCUGGGGAAUAAAUGUCUUUUUACAUUUGCAUUUAUUUCUAGGUUUAAGCACUCAGAAUCAAGUACUGCACAAGUCAUAUGAAAAGAAAUUUCCGUAAAUUACUUGGCAUGUAAAUCUCACUCCACCUUAGAGUACACUGUACUUUCACUAAAGGAAUACUUCCACUUACCAUACUGUAUCCUUAAGCCCACUGUGAAUAAAUUGUUGAACUGAGAUGAGUUUCAUAUUGUGGGCUCAUUGGCACUGGCAUAUAUAUAUAUAUAUAAUAUAUAUGGAUAUAUAAUAGGGUGAGAGUAAUUAAAUGUCAACUUAGUUUGUCAAAUAGAAAGUUCACCUAAUUUAUUCUCGUGUUUGUUGAAUUUCAUAACACAUUGAGACAAUUUAUCCAGCUGCAUUGCUUUAUAGUUUACAGUUAAGGUUCAGAAAUUAAACUGUGGGAUGCUAUUGUGUACUUUUGUGUUCAGAUUUUUAAAGGAGCAUUAACAGUAAAGUAAUUGGGUUAACAAUUCUACCAAAAUAGUCGAUGGUGAAAUUUAAGGUAAAUAUGAGUACUUCAGGGCCUGAAUCUUUGGCUAAUAUACCUAGGGAUUUACUGAUUCUAGUUUCUGUUGCCAUUAGUUGUUAAACUGUCUUGUAUCUACACUUGGCCUUGGCCGAAGCAGCUUUCCUUAGAAAUUGUGAUUUGACAAGAAGCAGUUGACAUUUCCUUCGAUGGAAAUACUCAACCCACUGCCUGUCACAAGCAAAGGUCACUGCAAACGCUGCCAGAUGGUUGUCUGCCUGUAGACACCAAUAUGUAAUCAUUUAAAGCCUUAGAAACACUUUUUGUGUCAAGGAAUUUACUAAAAUAUAGAAGAGCUCGGAAUGUGAAGGGUGAACCAAAUUCUGAUUCUGUUGAAAUGUGUUUUGCAAAUAGAAUUUUUCAGCCUGGCAUGUGUAGAUUGUAAAUGAUUUGUAAUUGGUCUCAAGUGCAUUUAUAACAAAAUGAAGUUAAACGAGCAGAUCAUUUUUAUUUGUGGAAGGACCGAAGACAGGCAAAUUAGUUCUUAAUCUGGGAAGGAGGUAAUGUUACAUUUCCUUAAUGCACAGUAAUAGCACAGUAAAAUGAUGCAGAAACCGUGCCUCUCUAGAAUAUUACACAUUGUUCAUCAAAUGAACAAAGGCAUCUAAAUACAUGGAUCUAAUCUGAGAUUUGAGUUCUGAUAGCAUUGUCUGCACCUAAUGAAGAAUAUACUUUAGCUAUAUAAUCUUUUGUAUUGCCUGAUAGGUUUCAUAGAGCAGUGUUACCAUUCCUAAAUUUCUUUAAAGGUAUUUCAAAGAAAUUAUAACUACUUUUAAUAGAGUAUAUUUUCAAGAUUUAAUGAUGAAUUUAACAAUUUAACUGAGUGAGCUGCAGUCUUCUUUAAAUAAUAGAGGUUGCAGAAUGAAAUUUGAACUUAAAAUAUUACCAAGUUUUGGCUGGUAACAAAACAGAAUCGUUUCCAGUCUUUAUUUGGAGUAGCACUUUAUGUUGUUCCACCAGAUUAGGUUCCUGUUGAAACUUUAACUUGACUUUGUUUGCUCCUCUUGUGUUUGAGAGCAUUGUUUCUUGUAUGGGCUAACGUUUGAAGUGAGCUUGGAGUAGUCACCGCUGAUACCAUGGAGUAGUCUUCACAGGAAGUUAACAUCAAUCAGUGUAGAUCCUUAGCUGCACAGGCAUAUGCAUAACUAUUGUACUUGUAGAUACUUCUAUAAAAUACAUGAUCAUGCCAACUUUUCAAAAUAUAUAUCUAUUACACUACAUUACAUUACUUGAAAAAGGUAUUUUGGAAUGUAACAGGUGAACAAAGUUAAUGAAAUAAUGGUUUUUAAGUUGUUGUGUUGGGUAGCACAUAACCUUGUUUCAGGACAUCCUGCAUCGGAUGAGUGAUUUAAGCAUUCAGAGAUGGAAACCAUAUCUAGUUGAAACAAGAGAAUGAACCAAUGAGUUUAAUAACCUCAAUAAAAAUUGAUGUGUAUCUGCAAUUGAAAUGAGUGCCUUUCACACUUUUUCCCCUUUUCCCAAACCCCACCCUACCUCUCUAGGAUGAAAAGAAUGUGGCCUCUUUGUCUGAAAGCAACCAUUCCAAAUGUUGUCAGAUUUUUGGACCACAAGUACUUUUAAUAUCAGAUAACUGCCUCCUUAUCCUAGAGGUGUGGUUGUUGCUGAUAGAAUUUUGUGAUGGACCAGAUUAAUGCUUUUAGUAAAGUGAGAUCCCAUUCUUCAUUGAAGCUAGGGUACAAUUUGUCUGUGCCAGUCACACUGUUAUUACGAAGCUGGAGACAUGAAUACUAAUUGUUUCAAAAAAAAAAUCUCUUGGUGUGCUACCAAUUUGCCCCUUUACCUUUCUUUUAUAGUGUGGUGAAGUUCAUUUAUCAGUGUCAGUGGUAAAUCUAUAGAAGCAUGUAAUUUAUUCCCAUAACUCUAUUUCCAUGGACUAGAAAAACUGGUGUUAAACAUGUUGCAGUGCCAUAAUUUAAUGCUUUGUGAAACAUUUUAUACUAAGCCUGGUAACAGCGUUCAAUCAUUCUAUAUUACAGGAUGCACAUUGUCAUGCCUGUGUACUAAAACGCUGCUGGCUUCAAUCUGUCCGAUUACGUGAACCGGAUGUUUUUAAGUAUAUUUAAAAACAAAUCCAAAUUGAAAACCUUGCUACAUAUUCAAGUCCGUGUUUCCUUUUCUAAUGUGGAAAUUGUAAACUUUGGGCGAUGAAUUUCAUGAAUCAUGUGAUGCUGUGUGAACUGCUGUAAUUCGGUGUGUGCUGUAUAAAUUGUCCAGUGCAUGCAUUGGCUUGAAAUUUUGUACUUUUACUGACAUCAAAUGUUUGAGUAUAUGGACCCCAUCUGCAAUGCUCAUUAACUCUUGUGUUAAGCAAAAUCAUCAUGCAUUGUUUUAAUUUGACUUUUUUGAAAUAAAACCUAAAAUUAU